UCGCUUCUUCCCCCGCCCAUCGGUCGCCGUUGUCUGAGUCGCACUUGGGCGGCCGCUCCGUCUCCCGCCCUGCGGUCGCCGCCGUAAGAUCUUGGACGGGCCCCUAGAUCUUCAACGGCCCAGCCGGCCCGCGCCGCCCGGCGGCCCUCUAUCUCCGUCGCAGAAUCUUCUGACGGCGCCCGAGAUCGGUUCCUCCGCGCGUCGUGAUCCCUCGCAUAGGAUAUCGGCAUGGCUGGUGAAGGCAUCUCGAUAGAUGAAUUUAUGGAGUACGGCUCGAUGGUCAGGCAGACAUUUAAAAGUGAGAACGAAGCGUACAAGUUCUACUUAGGGUAUGCGAAGAGCAAAGGGUUUGGUGUUAGAAAGGGCGAUCUGAAAUAUAAGGGAAACAAGGAAAAUGCAUACCGGAGGACGUUUGUGUGCUGCAAACAAGGAUAUUGUGACGUAAAGCACUUUGAUGAAACCGACAAGAAAUGUACGCCAAGGGCAUUCUCUCGGUGUGGUUGUCCUGCUCUUUUGUAGGUUGAGCUUCAAGCAAGCACUGGGUUGUGGUUUGUAAAGAAUUUUGUUGACCAACAUAGCCAUCCAUUCCUAAAUCCUGAGUUGUCACCUUUCCUGUGGUCUCAUCGUGGCCUGAACGACCCACAGAAGGCGGAUGUCAUUGAGUACUCAGUUGGUGGACUUCGCACACAUCAUAUAAUGGAUGUGAUGGAGAAGCAGGCUGGUGGUUUCGGCAAGGCUGGAUUUAUAUCUCGCGAUCUGUAUAACCAUGUCGCAUUGGAGAAGAAGAAAAAGAUAGAAGGUAGCGAUGCUCAGUUUAUGCUGAACUACAUGACAGCACAACAGAUGAAAGACCCAGAUUUUUUUUACAGAUACACCACAGACAAUGAUGGGCAUCUGCAAAACAUAUUCUGGGCAGACGCCCAAUCUCGCUUGGACUAUGUUGCAUUUGGUGGUGUGGUGGUGUUUGACAGCACAUACUGGUCAAACAAAUAUAGGUUGCCGUUUGUUCCAUUUGUGGGGCUGAACCAUCACCGCAGCACAGCCGAGUUUGGGGUUGGUCUUGUAUCCGGCGAAUCGGCUGACUCAUAUGAGUGGCUGCUUCAGGUUUUUUUGGAGGCAAUGCACCAGAAGCAUCCCAUUUCAGCGAUCACAGACGGCAACACUUCAAUGGCCAAAGCCAUAUCAUCAGUCUGGCCUAGCACAUAUCACCGUCUGUGCAGCUGGCAUAUCGAGCAGAAUAUGGUGCUUCACCUCCGAAAGGAAAAGCUUAAGGAAUUUAGGAAAUUUAUUUACUAUGCCAUGGAGAUGCAUGGAUUCACAUGAUGUACGAGCUGAGAGAGAAGUGGUCUGUAGCAUAUAACAAGGAAAGGUAUUUCCUAGGGAUGUUGAGCAAUCAGAGGAGUGAGUCUCUAAACUCGAGGCUUCAUGUGCACCUGAAUAGGAGAAUGAAACUCGUUGAUCUUGUGCAACACGUUGAACACUGUGUGUCAGUUUUGCGUCGGAAUGAAGCAGCAUUGGACGAUGUAGCUUCGCACACAAUCCCCUUCACUAGAUUGACUGCCGACCCACUUGAGAUAAGUGCGUCAUCUAUUUAUACCCCUGUUAUGUUCAGUAAGGUAAAGGCCGAGAUUGUCAACUUAUCAAGAUGGAAUGUUCUUGAGGUGGAAGAGGACACUGGUUUGGUUAGCUAUGGAGUUGCUCGCAAAGAGUCGGUGCAUGUUAGGUUCCAUGUCAUAUGUAUUUUUGAUGGAUCUAAGAUGGAAAGUGCAUAUUGUGGAUGUAGGAAGAUGGAAAGCGAGGAUUUUCCAUGUGCUCAUAUAUUUUGUGUUCUGAAGUACAAUGGGAUAUGCACCAUCCCCGCAUGUUGUGUGAAGGCUAGAUGGACAAUGCAAGCCAAGCCUGCUUUCGGUUCUGUGAGGAGUGCCAAUACACAUGUAUGGUCAGAACAGAUGGAUAAGUACCGUGAACUGCGCAAUAUGGCUAGCGAGGCUUUAUUCACGGCCUCAGCUAGCGAAAUGCAGUCAUAAAAGGUGAUGGAGUACCUGAGGAGCAUAUUGGACGAGGGCAACAGAAAUGAUGUGAAUACUGGCACACCAUCAUUUGUUCCUAUGCCGACGUAUUUUUCUGGGGCGCGGCAAUGGUUUAUAGAUCAAGUUCAAGACCCUAAACCAAUAAUAAAUCCCAAAGGCGUACCAGCCAAAGAAUCGAAUAAGAGGUUGAAGCCAUUCCUGGAGAAUUUGAAAGCAAAAAAGAAAACAUUGAAGAAAGUUCAUGGUCAGUUGAGUAGGGGGAGGAAGAAAAAAGUGAACAAUACUGUGGAAGAAGUAGAAGAAGAAGAAGAAGAAGAGGCAGAAGAAGAGGAUCGUGCUAAGAAGAGGAAACCGGUGAAGAAAGCUUCAGCAAAGGUGACUGAAGUUAUUAUGAUGACUCGGGGGAGAAAGAGAAAAGAGAACAAUGACGAAGUGUGUGCUAAGAACAAAAGACCUUUCAAGAAAACGGCUGGAAAGUCUAAGUAGACAGACAAAGAUGACAAGGGGGACAAAGAAAAGAUGACAAUAAAUCCACUUUUUGUUUGCCAUUAUUCUGUCGAAUUAUUGGUCACAAGUGUUAUACAUUCAGUUUUUUACUAUGGAAUUUAUCAUCAGAGUUAUAUUUGUACUAUGGAAGUUAUCAUCAGAGCUAUUGGAUGUGUGUGUCCUUGUGAACUUGUGAUUAUGUGCUAUGCUAAAUGCUAUGGGAACUAAACCUGUGAACAUGUUCUAUUUGAAUUCUGCCAAAAAUGAGCAUGGGUUCACUUUA
Triticum aestivum (bread wheat) is the source of this 2799-nucleotide messenger RNA. RefSeq lists its product as uncharacterized. The record is from RefSeq and is a predicted model, not a curated record. The coding region runs from base 2034 to 2516 and encodes 160 amino acids. NCBI's taxonomy places the organism in Eukaryota, Viridiplantae, Streptophyta, Magnoliopsida, Poales, Poaceae. The transcript has 5 exons.